GGGUGCCUCUUAUGGGGAAGCAGGGUGGUGGUCCCCCCCCCGCUACAGAAGCGAGUUCUGGAGUCGCUUCACGAGACCCACCCCGGCAUAGUCCGGAUGAAGGCUUUAGCCAGAAGCUACGUCUGGCGGCCGGGGAUGGAUGAGGAGAUCAAGAACUGGGUGCGGAGGUGCAGCGUGUGUCAGGAGUCGCGCCCCGAGCCACCUAGCGCCCCGGUCACACGAUGGGAAACCACUAGGAAGCCUUGGUCCAGGCUCCACCUAGACUUCGCGGGGCCCUUCCAGGGACAGAUCUUCCUGAUCAUGGUGGACGCCUACACCAAAUGGCUGGAGGUCAUUCCAGUAGUGUCCACGUCAUCAGCAACCGCAAUCCGGGCACUGCGCCGGGCCUUUAGCACCCACGGUAUUCCAGACACUAUUGUCUCGGACAAUGGGGCGGCUUUCACCUCUGGGGAAUUUCAGGCAUUCCUCCAGAGGUACCUGAUUAAGCACAUAAGGUCUGCCCCGUUCCACCCGGCCACCAACGGGCAGGCGGAGCGAAUGGUCCGAACGACCAAGGAAGCCCUGAUCCGGGAGGCAGCCCGGGGGUUCUUCGCAGGGGACCCCGUGUUCGCCCGAAACUACGCCCAGGGACCUAUGUGGGUGGGGGGUCGGGUGCGGCAGGUAAUUGGGACCCGCCAUUACGAGGUAUCCACAGAGUGGGGCCAGACCCUUCGGCGGCACAUCGACCAACUGCGCCGACGCACCUUACCAGAAGUGCCAGCGGACGUGGAGGAGGCAUUACCCGGUGGAGAGCCGGCUAGGGGUCUGCCGGAGACCACAGCGCCGGCACCGACCCCGCACACUCGCGAAUACUCAGGACCGGGAGAGCCCGAGCGUCCCCCAGAGAUCGACCUCCCGCCCACAGCAGCAUCGCUUCCCGGAGAGACUCCCGCCGCCGAAUCAGCGCCCACACCUCAGGCCGCCCCUAGACGAUCCACCCGGGAGCGCCGGCCACCCGCCUACCUAAGGGACUAUGCACAGAGACUAGGGGUGGAGGGGUGUAGUGUAUCACGAGGAUGCCAUUACGAUAUAACGCAAUGA
This is a messenger RNA of Heteronotia binoei (common prickly gecko), 1080 nucleotides long. RefSeq lists its product as uncharacterized. Gene Ontology annotation, molecular function: nucleic acid binding. Lineage: Eukaryota; Metazoa; Chordata; Lepidosauria; Squamata; Gekkonidae. The transcript has 2 exons. Gene Ontology annotation, biological process: DNA integration. The record is from RefSeq and is a predicted model, not a curated record. The annotation marks the transcript as partial.